GGGCGCUGCCGAGCCGAGCGGGGCCGAGGCGGGCCGAGCGGGGUCCCAUGCGCCUGCCGGGCAUGUCCCAGCCCUUCCUGCUAUCGCCCAUCGCCGAGUGCUCCCCGGGGCCGCCCGGCGCCGAGCUGCGGCUGGCGGUGCUGGGGGCCCGCGGCGUCGGCAAGAGCGCGCUGAUCGUGCGGUUCCUGACCAAGCGCUUCAUCGGGGACUACGAGCCCAACACGGGCAGCCUGUACUCUCGCCUGGUGCGGCUGGACGGGGAGCAGGUGGCCGUGCACAUCCAGGACACGCCGGGGUGCCUCCAGGUGCAGGAGGACUGCGUGCAGGCAUUGGACGCGCUGUCGAGGUGCAUGAAGUGGGCAGAGGGCUUCCUCGUGGUCUACUCCAUCACGGACCCCGGCAGCUACCAGGCGGUCCGGCCCCUCCACCAGCACAUCCGCCAGCUCCACCCCGACGCCCGGAUCCCCAUCGUCGUGGUGGGGAACAAAGCGGAUCUCCUCCACGCCAGGCAGGUGCAGGCCAAAGAGGGGCUGCAGUUGGCCAACGAACUGGGCAGCCUCUUCCUGGAGAUCUCCACCAGCGAGAGCUCGCAGGGCGUCUGCGAGGUGUUCCAGUACCUGUGCCGGGAGGUCAGCAAGCUGCAGCACGCCGAGCGCCGCCGCCCUGCCAUCAUCCCACGGCCACGCUCCCCCAACAUGCAGGACCUGAAGAGACGCUUCAAGCAGGCGCUGUCGCCCAGAGUCAAAUAGAGCUGCUGCUGGGGUCCAGGGGGAUGCCAUAGACUUUAUAUUUUUGUAAGCUAGUGAAUAAAUAAUAAUAAAAAAUCUUUAUUUUUGUACUAA
This is a messenger RNA of Gallus gallus (chicken), 842 nucleotides long. RefSeq names its product RAS like family 11 member A (gene RASL11A). NCBI's taxonomy places the organism in Eukaryota, Metazoa, Chordata, Aves, Galliformes, Phasianidae. The transcript is spliced from 3 exons. Gene Ontology annotation, molecular function: GTP binding; GTPase activity. Bases 48 to 749 code for a protein of 233 amino acids. The record is from RefSeq and is a predicted model, not a curated record.